This is a messenger RNA of Aureobasidium uvarum, 714 nucleotides long. NCBI's taxonomy places the organism in Eukaryota, Fungi, Ascomycota, Dothideomycetes, Dothideales, Saccotheciaceae. The record is from the annotation of a GenBank genome assembly.
AUGCCCAAACAUGUUGUCUUCGACGUCGUCGGCACACUAGUCUCCUACGACGCCUUCUUCGCCUCCAUUCAAAAAGUCCUCGGCCCCCGUCUUCUCGCUCAAAAUCUCUCUCCAAAACUCUUUGGCUUUGCCUGGCUCGAAAGCUCCGAAAGAGAAUUUACCUACCUCUCCAUUUCCUCACGCCACAAACCUUACAAAACUGUCUUUGCCGCAAUGUUCUAUCGUAUUCUAUGGAUGAGUGGCAUUUCCUUACCCAGAGAAUUUGCCACUGAUGCAGAAAGAGAUGAAAUGGUAGCUGCUUACUCGACUCUGCAAUUGAGAGAUGGUGUACAAGAGACUUUUGAUCUGUUGCAGAAAUCAGGGUUUGAGGUUUGGUGCUUGACUACUGGAGAUAAAGAAAGGGUGUUGGGAUAUUUUGACAAUGCUAGAGUGGAGUUUUCGAGGGAGAGGUUUAGGUCUUGUGAUAGUAGUGGUGUUGCAAAGCCUGCGUUGGAGGCAUAUAGACCGUUGUUUGAGAGCUUUGGGACAGAUGAGAAGUGGUUUGCCGCAGCGCAUUAUUGGGACGUCAGUGCUGCGAAAAUUGUUGGAUUCAAAGGUGCCUAUUGUUCGGUGUAUGAAAAGGAGGAUUGCAAGGAGUUGUUUGAUGUUGACAUGGAUGUCAUGGCUGAUACGCUACCAGAGAUGGCCAAGAAGAUCAUCGAGGCUUCCAGAUGA